CACUUACAACACCAACAAUGGUUGGGCCAUUCCGCAUCCCGCACUGGGAGGAGGGUAGAACGGUAAGGUAGGAUAUCAGCAGAUGUCACUGUGCAUCCAUGGGAGCGAGCCCUCCUAUUUCGUUUUGAUUCCCCUCGCAGCCAUAAUGCUGAGGCCAGCCGCGCACCCAUCUCAACAAGCUCGCCUCCCCUUGAUUUCUAUGCGUCCCCUCUAGCAUUCUUCAAAGACUUCGACUCCUUCCUCUCUCUUCACCCCAUAUCAGUUGCUUCUGUUUCAGCAAGCAAGCAGCUGGAGAUCCCACGAACUCGUUUGCAAUCUCCUUUUAGUUUACCAAAGGUCCUUCAUUACGACCCGCUCAGCACUAUGGAGUCCCAGAAUGGCUCCGUGCCCGCCAGCGGCGAUUCCCUACCUUCUCCUCUCGGCACUGCAACUACAACUAAGCAGCUGCCGUAUCCUCUUUUUGUCCUCAUCGGCGUCGUGUUUCUCCUUAUUCUGAUCGUCAAUGCUCUUCAGGGAAUGCGCAUGUUGUUUUCUCGCACAAUACCUCUGGAUCCCCCCACCGAGCUUCAAAGCGUUGUCACAUCACCCAACAAUGAGUUUCACUCACACUCAUUCUCUUCUACCAAUGUACGUGAACGAAGCAGUCGCUUUGCAACACGCACUGCUGUUGCAAGCUCUCCAAGUUACCUCCCGACCAUUGCCUCCAAUCAUCAAACCACUCCCCAAACGCGCCCCAGCACUGCACCUGCUACAUGCAAUAAUACCAGUAACACGGGUUUGCAACAUAUUGCAUCUCCAAUCGAGUCUCAAGUAGCACCAGUCUCGCCAACGACACGGAACACCACCGAGCCUGGGACCUCACGAGCUCGGACGGAAGACGGAAACGCUGCAGCCAGUUGUCUCAAAACACGGCCGCUAUUUUGCAAGAUAUGAUAGAAGGCAGUGGAGAUGGAUUGAUGAGUCAGUGUAUACUUCAGUAACUUUCACGGAGACGGCCUGGAAGAGUUACGAUGGAUAAGACAGGCUUAAAUUUUCUGUCGUCAUUACGACAUUUGCCUUGAAUGCAAUCCUAGGUGGUACACAACAUGAUUAGACGUUAGUUUUUGCAUUCCAUUCACCUUGUCACUGAUUUUCGUCUGUACCGUGG
This is a messenger RNA of Cadophora gregata, 1147 nucleotides long. RefSeq lists its product as uncharacterized. The transcript is spliced from 2 exons. The coding region runs from base 364 to 933 and encodes 189 amino acids. The record is from RefSeq and is a predicted model, not a curated record. Lineage: Eukaryota; Fungi; Ascomycota; Leotiomycetes; Helotiales; Ploettnerulaceae.